CCGUGCAUGCGCAGUAGAGUUGUAUCUGUCGUUGCAGUAAGAGCAGUAAGAUGGAUAGUGAGGAGGCUCCUGCUCAACGGCCGGUCACCUUGGAUAUCGCAGUGGAGGAUGUAACUAAGGGAGCUCUGUCCCCAGACCAUCCGGAGGCAACCACCAGUCAGACCCCUUCCAGAGACCUGCCCCAGGAAGACAGCAUCGACCUGGGUGGCGAGUUCGCCACACCCCAGGAGGACAGCAGCGCCACGCCCUCUGAGAGCCUGAUGGACAAGCUCAACGACCAAAUGAUGGAGAGUGUCAUGAUCUCCGACUCGCCUAAUAACAGCGAGGAGGACGACGUGGCUCCCAUCGACUCCAUUCUGGACGGGGUCGAAGAAGAGGAGGAUGCAGGAGAUGCCGUGAGCGACAAGGGAGAACAAAGUGAGAUAGGACUGAAUACGACUGAGAUUAAAGUUUCAACGGAGGAACAGAAGGAAAAAGACCCUGAGCCCAAAGUUGAAGAGGACGGAAAGGAGGGGGCCGACACACUAGAGGAAGUUACAGCAAUUGUUUCGCCUCAGGGUGACACACAGAGCCCAGAUGAUGUUAUAAGUGAGGAAACAGCACCAUCCAAAGAGACAAGCCCAAAAGAGCCCGUGCCGGUGUGUACCAUAUUCAGCCAGGCCAACCAGCCCAAGUCUCUGGUGCCUGACGGCUUCCAGCCCACACUCAUCAAGUCCCCCAGCUUUAGCAUGGGCAGUGGAGGGGGGCACGACGAAGCAGUGACCCCCAGCAAGCUGACUGCUCCGCUAGUGUGCCAGCCCAGCCCCAGCCUCAGCAAGUUCUUCACUGACAACGGACAGACAAAUCCUGCCUCCGACUUCUUUGACUCCUUUACCGUCCCCUCCAAUUUUAUCUCCGUUUCUAACCCCAACGCAGAGAUCCCUCCCGGCGCCAGCCCAGCACCUAUAGCCACCACCCCCGAGCGCCAACUCUCUUCCACCUCCUCCUCCCUCUCCACCCCUGGAGGACCUUUGGACUCUAGUGCUCCUACACCUAGCUCAGUGUUCCCCACUCCCACCGAAUCAACCGCCAAUUCCCAACCUCCUCCACCCCAAAUAACCCCAGCUCCAACUCAACCCCCGGCCCCGGCUCCAGCUCCAGCCCCUCAGCCGCAGCCUUUCAACCAGCUCCAGGCUGUGUUCUCAGGCAGCGACGACCCAUUCGCAACAGCGCUGAGCCUGAGCGAGGUGGACAGGCGCCAUGACGCCUGGCUGCCGUCUGAGGAGACCAGGAAGGUGUUGAUCUCUGUGGCCACCCAGCAGUACAGCACAGCAUACGUAGAGAGCAGCAGGCUCACCAUGCCUGGCCUCAAGUUUGACAACCUGCAGGGCGACGCUGUAAAAGACCUGAUGCUGCGUUUCUUGGGUGAGCAGGCAGCCAUGAAACGUCAGGUCCUCAACGCCAACUCCGUGGAGCAGUCCUUCACGGGCCUCAAACAGCUCAUCAGCACUAAGAACUGGCGGGCUGCAGUGGAUCUGACAGGCCGACUGCUGACAGCUCAUGGUCAGGGAUAUGGAAAAGCUGGCCAGCCAACCUCCCACACCACCGACUCACUGCAGCUCUGGUUUGUGCGGCUGGCCCUCCUCACCAAGCUGAACCUCUUCCAAAAUGCUGAGCUGGAGAUUGAGCCCUUUGGCAACUUGGAUCAACCAGACCUCUACUAUGAGUACUACCCCACUGUUUACCCUGGGAGGAGAGGCUCCAUGGUGCCGUUCUCCAUGCGGCUGCUGCAUGCCGAGCUUCCCCAGUACCUGGCCAAGCCCCAGGAGGCUCUGGACCGCCUGCACAAUCUCAAAACUGUCUGCCUCGCCAUUCUCGAGAACUUGGAGAAAGGCUUGGCUGAGGAUGGCAGCAUGAUCACCCUAACACAGGAGAACAGGCAAGCAUCUCUUAAACUGUGGAGGUCUCGCCUCAGCCGGGUCAUGUACUCUAUGGCCAACUGUCUGCUGCUGAUGAAGGACUAUAUUCUAGCUGUGGAGACGUAUCACUCCAUCAUCCAGUAUGAACCCCAUCAGAGAGUGCAGCUGCUCAGCGGUAUAGGACGCAUCUUCCUGCAGAUCGGAGACGUUAAAACAGCAGAGAAGUAUUUCCUGGAUGUGGAGAAAGCCUGCCAGAUGAAAGGGAGCCAGCCCAGUCACACCACAUGCAUGCUGAUGAACAGAGCGUUUGUCUACCUCAGUCAGAACAACUACUCCGAAGCACACGCGUCCUUUGUCGAAGUUUUAAAAAUGGACCCCAAAAACCCUGUGGCCAACAACAACGCAGCGGUGUGCCUGCUCUACCUGGGCCGUCUGAAGGAGUCCCUGGGCCAGCUGGAGGGCCUGGUGCAGCAGGAGCCCACGCACUACCUCCACGAGAGCGUCCUCUUUAACCUGACCACUAUGUACGAGCUGGAGUCGUCACGCAGCACCCAGAAGAAGCAGGCACUGCUGGAGUCGGUGGCCUGCCGAGAGGGGGACAGCUUUAACACACAGUGCCUCAAACUGGUUUAAGAGGCAGGAGGAAGGACUGGUAGAGGACAGACACGCACACACACGCACACACACACACGCACACACACACACACACACACACACACACACACACACACACACACACACACACUACUGCAUUCUCCUCUGUGGGACAGGAGAAUGUCAGCACCGCUUUUCUUCUUACAAAAUAAAUUCGGGAAGCCAGGCACACAUUUCUCUUCAUGACAGCCAGCAGGGGGCACUCCUGUCCUGUUUACCCACUAAUAACAAACAAAACAAAACAGUGGCAAGCUGGUAGUUACAUUUCAGGAGGGACAGGAGCCGAUUAUGAAUUUAAUUUACAGCUUAAAGGGAGAGUUAGACGAGAAGAUUGACAGCAGUAUCAAUCUUCUCAUGUUUCUUUCGGCUGGAAAGAGCUUUUCAAAAUAAUGUCAAACUAUUCCUUUAAAUUCCAGUCCCACACUUCUAAAGAGGAAUCAUGAAAUGAAGUCUUCUGAUUUGUAAGGAGACCUCAUUGCACUACAGACUGGUAGUGGUUUCAAGGGAGAUGCAGGCUCAUAAGGUGAGACUUGACAAGGGCAUUAUCCUGAGAUUAAGUUUGCUGAAAAAGUGUCCACACAGGUUUUUCUUCUUUUUUUUUUUAAAGCUUCUUCCUCCCCCCUUCUCUCAGCAGUAACACUGGAUUAACAGUCAAAUACCACUCAAUGUCAUUAACUCAUGCAGUAAACACAAAGGAAGCCCUUCAGAUUGCAUCAUAUCCUGUCCACUAAUCAAUGUUAGAAAUCCAAAAUUUGUACAUAUCAGAGUAGGUGAUUUUUUUUUUCUCUGUUAAAUUGAUAUCAAAAAAUCACUUUAUUGUUAAAAUCUUUUAUUGAUUUAUCCUGUUGGAUCUUUAAUCAUCACUGUUUACAGAUUAUGUUUAUCAUAUUUAUGUAUAUUAAAAAUGGAAUUUUGUUUUAUCCUAAAUAAAAACACUUUUUAAAUUAACUUGUGUGUGUUCAUGUAUCAGAUAACACAAAAGACUAAAUGAAAGCAGCAGGUUUAUUUUCAGUUGGAACAAAAUGCUCAAAUCAGUUGGUGAGAAGCUCCACU
Scomber japonicus (chub mackerel) is the source of this 3605-nucleotide messenger RNA. RefSeq names its product trafficking protein particle complex subunit 12 (gene trappc12). Gene Ontology annotation, molecular function: protein binding. Bases 51 to 2531 code for a protein of 826 amino acids. NCBI's taxonomy places the organism in Eukaryota, Metazoa, Chordata, Actinopteri, Scombriformes, Scombridae. The transcript has 12 exons. The record is from RefSeq and is a predicted model, not a curated record. Gene Ontology annotation, cellular component: TRAPP complex; Golgi apparatus.